AUGAUCCCGCCAGUUUCGUAUAGACUAUGGAUUCCUGGCGCCAGAGUCUCGACGCGGAGCUUUUCUCUGAGUCGAUUUCACACGAAAAAUAAAAACAAGGUCCAGCUCAAGAACCUUGGGAGCUUUCUUCUGAAAGGCAAAGUUGGCGAAGAGAACACUGGAAAGAACUCCGUCAAUGAAGUGGAGGUGUUUCCGCAACUGUCUGAUACACAAACUUCUCUUGAAGACUUUGUAGACCAACAUGCGAAAGAAAUAGAAGAGAGCUCAUUUCAAAUAGGAUACAUGGGGAAAGACGACAUCAAGUUCCAGGAAUACUUGGACUCGGGAAGGCAGUUUGGUGGCAGCGGGUCGGGCCUGGUGUUCCGAAGAAUUGCUGCGAUCAACAGCCUCCCUGAAGAAAUCGAUGUAAUCAAGACGCCCUGGGACGAGAUCGAGCGCGUUUACGGUGUUCUCAAAGAGUUGGACAACGACCCGGGGGUCCAUUUCAAGUACAAAAAGAGACUUGCCAUAAACACCAAGAGUCUACUUGCGGUCAGAAACAAGAAACUCACAGACAUGUGCAAAUUUGCGCGCCGUGACCAGAAGAGGCAAAUGCUGCCUUUGGACCUGGCCUUCGAGGGUAUAUUUCAGUACAAUGUAGUGGGGUUUGACCGCAGUCUAGCCGGAGUCCCACUUCAAACCGGGAAGCACGCUUUUCUAGAUAAGAAGCAGGGUCCGCAGUUUCCGGUGGAGCUCCUUGAAGAUUCCAGGCCCUUUGAAACCAAGAUACCGAUUCACAAAAAGGAGGUGAACUUCAUGGAAGACGAUGCACUCGAAGAAACAUUAAUGCCACACGAUGUCAAGCCCAACUCUCCUGAGGAUCUUUUGCUGAUGGAGGGAAAGCCCAUCAUGAUCAGAGACAUAGAUGACUACAACACCUUGGAACAUUUACUGGAGAGCCUCAAGGCAAAAAUAGAAGAGCAAGUCUUCAGCUUGCAGAAAGCGCUUUCGUCGGAAAUCACCCGCAGUACCAUGUCGCUUUUUCUGAGUUUCAGCGGGGAGCUCAAAAGAAAUGAGUACUUGCUCGUUUCGAAAUCCCCAUAUUCCACUAAGUACACCGGGCCCACGUUCAAGUAUGCGUUGAAGUUCUUUGACUUAAUCCCCUUCUACGGCACGUUAUUCACGACAGUCAAGCACCGCACGAGCCUCAAAAGACACCUACACAAGAUGAUCAUGCUCAACUUGAUCGAACAAAUCGACUCUCUCACAAGAAUCAAGUACAAACUGCCCGCCGACAGACGGGCGUUCUUGGACAAAACGCAAGCGCUAGUUAAGCUGUUGAUCAAUGAUACGCUAGUGCCUAUGAUAUUCAAGGACCGAGUCAAAGUACCUCAGCACGUGCACGCAGUGACCCACAAGCAAAUGAAAGAUAGCAGCUUUGCGAGAAUAUACUGGUUAAGGAGACCUGCGAGACUUGAUCCGAGAAAUCGAAAGCCUCUGGAGCGCACACAGUCGCAGUAUAUUGAGGUGGCACAGGCAACAGACUUGUAG
Molecule: messenger RNA, 1530 nt
Organism: Metschnikowia bicuspidata var. bicuspidata NRRL YB-4993
Lineage: Eukaryota; Fungi; Ascomycota; Pichiomycetes; Serinales; Metschnikowiaceae
Exons: 1
Coding region: 1-1530 (509 amino acids)
Source: RefSeq, a predicted model, not a curated record